GUGGAACAGAUUGUUCAACUACAACAAAUCGGUCGUCUAUUGUCAAAUAUUCUAAUUUUUUUACUUGGUUUGUAAUUUAAGCUACAACCAAGAUGUCGCUGUCACCCUUCUUGCGCCUGCCACUCACUGAUUUGACCGGUUGCCUGAUCAACCAUCAAACCUACGACAAAUGCGGCAAGUUCGAAAUGAAAAUGAUGGACUGCCUGGAGGCCUACGGUUUGGAGCGGGGCAAGAAGCAGUGUGCCGAACUCAUUGGUGACUUCCAGGAGUGUGUGGGCAUGACAAAGCAGCUAAUGCGUUUCCACGCCAUGCGAAAUGAGCGCUACAGACAAUGGUUGGCGGGUGAGCGCAAGAGGGAGGAUCUCUUUGCAGAGCCACCACGUGUAGAUGCUUAUUAAGGUGCUUGCGGUUGGGAAUAAUUGCAUAUGUAUAGCCAAGAUGUCUUAAGAAUAAACAAUUGUCAAACUGGA
This is a messenger RNA of Drosophila innubila, 470 nucleotides long. It is a transcript of the gene ND-15, whose product is annotated as NADH dehydrogenase [ubiquinone] iron-sulfur protein 5. The coding region runs from base 93 to 398 and encodes 101 amino acids. The transcript is spliced from 3 exons. NCBI's taxonomy places the organism in Eukaryota, Metazoa, Arthropoda, Insecta, Diptera, Drosophilidae. The record is from RefSeq and is a predicted model, not a curated record.